AUGGAAUUUAAAGGAAUAAGAGGAAGAUUAGAUAAGAAACAUAACGACAGAUUAAUUGAAAGUAUUAAAAAGCAGUUCAGUAGGUUUGAGCCGAUAGGAGCAAGCAUGAGACGAAAAGAGAGAAUACCUUCAAGUGUAGACAGAGCUUUUGAUGAAAUGCUGAAGGCACAAAAGAGCUUUAAUUUCCAAAGGAGGGAAAUCAAUAAGACUUCUAAAUCCGCUAGGGUUCUACCAAGCAUUAAACCAAAAGUUCCGAAAUAUUUACUAGAAAUUGCCUCAGAAAAACAGUUAAGAUCAAAAUCGAAUUUAAGACCUUCUAAAAAAUCCGAAAAAUAUUUUACCCUCAAAAAAAGGUUAUCACCAAUUGCGGAAUCGAAAAAAAGACUGCAUCGCUAUAAAUCUCCAAAAAUUAUUAAACAUAAAUCCUUGGCAAGCAUUUUUGAUUUAUGUAACUCUCCAAAAGAGAUAACUGAAAAACCACUGAAAAAGAUCAAAUUGCCGAAAUUGAAAAAACUUCCUUCAAAGACCCCAGAUUUAUUUUCAAAACGCUCAAGUAGGUCCAAGCUAUGGCCGAUUGAGCUUACAAAUGUGUAUGACGACGAAUUUAUCUCAAAAAUCUGUAGAGAGACGAAUGAGACUUCUUACUUUAUUGCCUGCAAACUUGGAAAACCUAAAAUAUGGCACUAUAAAGGCGGCACACUUCCAUAUAAAUUUGAGCAUGAGCUUCGUGGCUUGAUUCAUGGAAAUCUAAUAUAA
Blepharisma stoltei is the source of this 756-nucleotide messenger RNA. The record is from the annotation of a GenBank genome assembly. Lineage: Eukaryota; Ciliophora; Heterotrichea; Heterotrichida; Blepharismidae.